GGUGACUUCGAUAUCAACGAUGACACCAGCUGUGCGGGACUGACCACAUCAAAGUCACUUCAUCCAAAUAGUGCGAAGAAUAGCGUGACAAAAAAUUCAUCGGAUGUCCUGAACCAUCGUAAAUCUGUUGCAUUUCCAACACAGCCUCCUGGAGCCGAGGUUACACUGAAAGCAAAUGGUACUUUAAUAGUUGACUCAAAGGCUGACUCCGGCAGGCAGUCGUAUGCCAGUGAACAAGAUUACUACGAAAGCGGGAGCGAAAUCAAACUGUGA
This is a messenger RNA of Anisakis simplex (herring worm), 273 nucleotides long. The record is from the annotation of a GenBank genome assembly. NCBI's taxonomy places the organism in Eukaryota, Metazoa, Nematoda, Chromadorea, Rhabditida, Anisakidae.